UUACAAAUGAAUGCUAAAUAUAAGAAUGUUUGUGCAGACGCUUGCGCGUCCCCGCUGCCCGUCAUGGCGGCCCCCGGGAACCUCCGGGGCCCGGUCCUAAAAGAUGUUGUGGCGUAUGUUGAAGUGUGGUCAGCCAAUGGGACAGAAAAUUACUCCAAGACCUUUAGGAGUCAACUCGUGGGUUUGGGGGCGAAGGUUUCAAAAACUUUUAACAAACAAGUAACUCAUGUGGUGUUCAAAGACGGGUACCAGAGCACCUGGGAAAAAGCACAGAAGAGAGGUGUGAAGCUCGUCUCAGUGCUUUGGGUUGAAAAAUUUUCUCAUCUUUGGUUUUCAGAAAUUUUGCGCAAGUGUAUGCAGCCCAAAGAUUUUAUUCCCAAGACACCAGAAAAUGAUAAAAGGCUGCAAAAGAAAUUUGAGAAAAUGGCUAAAGAGCUGCAGCAGCAGAAAACCACUCUGGGUACCAAUGUUCCUGUCCUCUUAUUUGAAUCUAAUGGCUCGUUGGUAUACAGCCCGACCGGUAAAGUCUACAGGGGCCACCACAGUGCAAUGAAGAAGAGGCUGCAGGAGAUGAAGGAGAAACGGGAAAACCUUUCCCCCACCUCCUCCCAGAUGAUUGAACAGCCUGAUGAUAACACUGUGAACUCUCUGUGUGAAGCAUCUUUGAACCUUUCACAUGAUACUUUGUGUUCAGAUAACUCUUCUGCCGGUGGUCUGCCCAUGUCUGCUGACGAUCCUUGUGGAGGCUCUGCAAGUGGGACCCGGGAGAGAAAAUGGGGCGAGUUCAUCACUGAGAGGGAAAGUGAUCUGUGCGCUGCGUCGCCGGUGUUGCAGACAGGCCGUGGCAGCCCCUCAGCAGCUCCCCGUCCCCUGGGUCUCUGGACUCCUCCCAGAUCCACCAGCAGUCCUCCCAAGGCAGAGACCCCCCAGCAGAGCCGGGCUGCAGGUGGGGUUGUCACCCCCGUCUCGAAGCCAUCGCGGCCGGCGGCCCAGGGGCUGUCUGACGGGAAGAGGCGUUUGUCUCCUGUGUCCUCUGCUACGAAAGGCCGCCCCGAGGGCCGUGCACAAGCCCUGGGCUCCUCCGUCAAGAGAAGGAAGACCCCGGAGAACUGGCCAGCCUCAGAGGAGGGGCGGAAGAGGAGGCGGUCCCUCCGGCAGCGCCCUGUAGCCUGCCUGCGGCUGUGGGAAGCUGAGAGCGGCCUGUGCUCUGUGCGGAGGCCCGCUGUCAAGAGUCUGGCCCUCGAGGAGUCCUCGUACGAUGAUUACUUUUCUCCUGACAAUCUCAAGGAGAGGGUCUCGGAGGGGCUUCUUGGGGAGCAGCUGCCCUCCAGCCCCCCUCCGCUCCAAGGCCAGAGGAGCCUUUCCAAGACCGAGAGGACCAGCCUCCUGGACAGGGCUGACCUCUCCCUCAUCGGCAGAGGCCCCAGACCCGCCGUCGGCACCUGCUCCACGGCGAAGCCCGGCCCCUGCCUGGAGAGGCCUGCGCUCUCCGGGGCAGACGCGGGGCUGGGCGGCGGGACCUCGGGGGGCAUGCCUGCUACUGACGGGACCCCCGGGCCCUGUGCCCAGGCCGAGGCCCAGGGUGGGGGCGAUGCCCGCCCCGCUGGGGGUGACGUUCUGCACGCCCCCAGGGGACUCGUCCCCCGGACGGGACCACAGGGAGACCCCAGCCCUCUGAAAGGAAGCAGGGAGGAGAGGAAAGAAUGCACAAAGAAGAGCAUGCACAAAGAAGGCCCUUCUCUCGAAACGACGGAGUCUGCUGAAGCGCACAGUGAGGGUGAACUGAACUCUGUAGGUGACUGUGCUGAGGAAGGAUCCAGAGAGGAAAGCGCCAGCCCAAGGAAGUAG
This is a messenger RNA of Odocoileus virginianus texanus, 1848 nucleotides long. Lineage: Eukaryota; Metazoa; Chordata; Mammalia; Artiodactyla; Cervidae. The record is from RefSeq and is a predicted model, not a curated record.